This is a messenger RNA of Pimephales promelas (fathead minnow), 4319 nucleotides long. The record is from RefSeq and is a predicted model, not a curated record. Lineage: Eukaryota; Metazoa; Chordata; Actinopteri; Cypriniformes; Leuciscidae.
UCAUUUGGUUCUGAGUUGGCAGUCUCGCGUUUGAUGGCUCUGUUGCUCUGAACGGAUGCUCAAUUCCCCUCACAUCUCCAUCGACAGCAUUCCGCCGUUCUAACGCCUUCAUGAUGUGACAUAUCGGCUAUUUUAGUAAGACGAUGGAAUUUGGACACCGCGGAGCUGUCAAACUCUCUUUUGAUCGCGUUCGAUGAUCACCAUGGCAAUAAUUACGCGUCAGAAAAACAGCGCGACAUUCGCUGCCUUGUGUCGAGCGCGUGAGGGCGCGCUGUGUGUCAGAUAGUGACCGUCACUAUAGUGCGUGAAUUUGUGGUCCAACGACUCUAGACGAGGAGAUGGGCAGGCGCGCGUGAACACAAGCGUGCGUUUCUGCAUUCGCCCUUCGCGUAGCUGGGCUUUACUGCCAUUUGGGAAAGCGGCACCGGCUGUUGCGCAUCCAGUCGUUGGAAAGCCGGCGUGAAUGGGUGGUUCCGCAUUUUGACGAGGUCCCCCGCCUCGCACAGAGAGAGACCACCCGGAUUCUGCGGAGGAAUGCCUCAACACGGAGAGGAGCGUCUUCAAGUCGCGUCGAUCCAGGUAUUGGGGAAGUGCAGUGAGAGAAUGCAAAGUCAGACUGUGCACGCAUCAGCACAUUAAAGGCCUGGACAGCAGCCAGUCGUGACUUUUUGCCCUGCGACAUUAACACGCACGUUAGGGUUGCGUUUGGACGUGCGACUACCGCGCAACAGCUGCAAGUUUGUGCCAGCAGGUGCAAGACCUGACUUUAUCUAUCUAUCUAUCUAUCUAUCUAUCUAUCUAUCUAUCUAUCUAUCUAUCUAUCUAUCUAUCUAUCUAUCUAUCUAUCUAUCUAUCUGGCACGUACUGUGAGACUAACACAAACAUAUUUUAAAGUGAUUCAAACUGAUAAACUCUAACACACAGUGUGUGAGAGCUGGUCAGGAUGCAGGUCUCAUUUGCUUGUACGGAGCACAAUCUGAAGAGCCGCAGCGAGGACCGGCUGUGUGGCCUGCGAACUGCCCCUCCACCAGGGGGCAGUAGUGGGGGAGGAGGACAGGGAGGAAACGGCAACUACCCCCCCCAGAGCUCAGUCAAAACACGGCCACUGCCUCAAGGCCACGCCCACAUGAAGGAGGCGUUCGGACGGCACAGUAGCAUGAAAUACAGAAACCUUGGAAAGUCGGGUCUACGUGUUUCUUGCUUGGGUCUUGGCACCUGGGUGACAUUUGGAUCUCAGAUCUCGGACGAGAUGGCAGAGAGUCUGAUGACGAUAGCCUAUGAGAACGGAGUGAAUCUGUUCGACACAGCAGAAGUCUAUGCUUCAGGCAGGGCUGAAAUCACUCUAGGCAACAUCAUCAAGAAGAAAGGCUGGAGACGGUCCAGUUAUGUUGUAACGACUAAGAUCUACUGGGGAGGACAGGCAGAGACAGAGAGAGGCCUGUCUAGGAAACACAUCAUAGAAGGUCUCAGAGGUUCCCUGUCUAGACUACAGCUGGAUUACGUGGAUAUUGUCUUUGCCAACCGAAACGAUGUCAACAGCCCCAUGGAAGAGGUAGUACGUGCGAUGACAUUUGUUAUAAACCAGGGUAUGGCCAUGUACUGGGGCACGUCCCGCUGGAGCGCCAUGGAGAUCAUGGAGGCAUACUCCGUAGCGAGGCAGUUUAACUUAAUCCCACCAGUAUGCGAGCAGGCCGAGUAUCACUAUUUCCAGAGGGAUAAAGUGGAGGUGCAGCUGCCAGAGCUCUACCACAAGAUCGGCGUUGGAGCGAUGACCUGGUCUCCUCUCGCAUGUGGGCUGAUCACAGGAAAAUACAGCGAUGGCGUUCCAGACUGUUCAAGAGCCUCUAUGAAAGGUUACCAGUGGCUGAAGGAGCGAGUGUACAGUGAAGAAGGGCGCAGACAGCUUGCAAAAAUCAAAGAGCUCCACCUGGUGGCUGACAGGCUGGGCUGCACGGCUGCUCAACUCGCCAUUGCAUGGUGUUUGCGCAGUGAAGGGGUUAGUUCUGUACUUCUUGGUGUCUCCAAUACAGACCAGCUUAUUGAGAACCUCGGAGCCAUGCGGGUGCUGUCUCAAAUGACGCCUCAGACUGUGAGCGAGAUGGAUGCUCUCCUGGGCAACAAACCUCACUCCAAGAAAGAGUCACGUGCGUGAGGGAACUAGAGAGAUGACAUGAACAUGUGCAGUCUGAAAAGACAAAGCAAGCAAGGUGGAAAAUACGCAACAUGGCGUACCAUUGCUUUUCUGCUCUCCCGUAUAUUACAACACCUGCAUGCCUUCUGCAACAUGCUUCCGAUACCACACCGCUCUCUCGAACCCUACUCAAAUAUCCCAACAUAACCUACCAAUUAAACAUGGACACGGCUGUCAUCAAAGAAACGCCACGAACAACAACUUUUCCAUUUCCUUAUUCGGAGAGACUAAAGUUUCAGUCUCCCAGGAGGAAGUAAUGCCGAUUGAAGGAGGUGAAUGAGAGUGUCACAAAUCUUCUUUUUCAGCAGGCCCAGACAGAACCGGAACUUUCUUGCAGUUUCCACAGCAGAAUUCCACUGUUUCCACUACGGAAUUCCAGUUUCCACUGCAGAAUUCCAUUGUUUCCACUACGGAAUUCCAGUUUCCACUGCUUCCACUACAGAAUUCCAGUUUCCACUGCAGAAUUCCACUGUUUCCACUACGGAAUUCCAGUUUCCACUACAGAAUUCAAUUGUUUCCACUACGGAAUUCCAGUUUCCACUGCUUCCACAACAGAAUUCCAGUUUCCACUGCAGAAUUCCACUGUUUCCACUACAAAAUUCCUGUUUCCACUACAGAAUUCCAUUGUUUCCACUACGGAAUUCCAGCUUCCACUACAGAAUUCCACUGUUUCCACUACGGAAUUCCAGUUUCCACUGCAGAAAUCCACUGUUUUCACUACGGAAUUCUAGUUUCCACUACGGAAUUCUAGUUUCCACUACAUAAUUCCAUUGUUUCCACUACGGAAUUCCACUGUUUCCACUACAGAAUUCCAGUUUCCACUGCAGAAUUCCACUGUUUCCACUGCAGAAUUCCACUGUUUCCACUACAGAAUUCCAGUUUCCACUGCAGAAUUCCACUGUUUCCACUACAGAAUUCCAGUUUCCACUGCAGAAUUCCACUAUUUCCACUACGGAAUUCCAGUUUCCACUGCAGAAUUCCACUGUUUCCACUACGGAAUACCAGUUUCCACUGCAGAAUUCCACUGUUUCCACUACGGAAUUCCAGUUUCCACUAUCGAAUUCCACUGUUUCCACUACGGAAUUCCAGUUUCCACUGCAGAAAUCCACUGUUUUCACUACGGAAUUCUAGUUUCCACUACAGAAUUCUAGUUUCCACUACAGAAUUCCAGUUUCCACUGCAGAAUUCCACUGUUUCCACAACAGAAUUCCAGUUUCCACUGCAGAAUUCCACUGUUUCCACAACAGAAUUCCAGUUUCCACUGCAGAAUUCGACUGUUUCCACAACAGAAUUCCAGUUUCCACUACGGAAUUCCAGUUUCCCUGGCAGAAUUCCACUGUUUCCACAACAGAAUUCCAGUUUCCACAACAGAAUUCCAUUUUCCACUGCAGAAUUCCACUGUUUCCUCUACGGAAUUCUGCGCAAUGGAUCAAACGUGAUGAAAUGAGUUAAAGGAAGCUAAGAGUGCUACAUUAUUAUUGGCAGCUGGAAACUUUAUCAAAUAUUUAUUAAACCAAGAUGUGCGGGGCGAACGAAGUGUAGCAGUUUCUGAAUCCUGCCGAACUCUGCGCAGAUUCCGCGUGGGCAUGGAUGUGCGGAUGUGUGUUCAAGAAAGUAUGAGCGAGUGUUUGUGUGUAUGCAUGCAGUGACUCUUUCGAUUCCAACUCUCGGUUGCUGGUGUUGCACCCGAGUGACUUGUAAAAAUGGACUUGACGCGAGCGAAGCAGUUUCUGAGGUGCCUGUCCCCGUGUGUUGGGGCGUUGUUCGCUGCCUGUCACAUUUCAUUCUCGCGCUGCAGGAGAGCGUGGCAAAGACUCCGGCGUGUGACGGGAACAACAUGCAGAAACUGCAAACAGCUGUUUGGACACAUCACAAGUCUUCCUCCAUUUCCCUUCCUUUCCAUCUCUCCUUGUGUUUACAACAGUGCACCUGUCCCUUUAAGAGAAUCCGUGCAGUUAUGGGAGGGGCGUGCGAGUGUGUAUACGGUACCUUGCAAACAUAUUUAGACCUUUACCAAUUCACUUGUUUAAAAACAAGUCUUUGAGUCAGUAUUAUUGCUAUUGCCAUGUAUUUUUUAGAAAAAAAACAUAAGCAUGAUGCCUAACACCACCCCACCCCUAAACCUAAC